Molecule: messenger RNA, 1664 nt
Organism: Salvia splendens (bonfire salvia)
Lineage: Eukaryota; Viridiplantae; Streptophyta; Magnoliopsida; Lamiales; Lamiaceae
Product: eukaryotic initiation factor 4A-10-like
Exons: 5
Coding region: 160-1404 (414 amino acids)
Molecular function (GO): RNA helicase activity; nucleic acid binding; ATP binding
Source: RefSeq, a predicted model, not a curated record
UAAAAAGGAGAAAGUUGAUAGCAGCCAUUGAUUUUGCUUUGCCAACACAAGCUAAUUUCUCACUUCCCUACUUCUUCAACUCCACGGCGCCGAUCCGGGGAGUUUGUGCUACGUUAUUCAAUCCUUAAGCAAUCAUCGUCUUCCUUUUCGAUUCAAAGUAUGGCAGGUUUGGCACCAGAAGGAUCACAAUUUGAUGGCCGUCAGUUCGAUGCCAAGAUGAGUGAAUUGCUCCAAGUUGACGGUGGUGAUGAGUUCUUUACCUCUUAUGAUGAGGUUUAUGACAGUUUUGAUGCUAUGGGUCUUCAAGAGAAUCUUCUGAGGGGAAUCUAUGCCUAUGGUUUUGAGAAGCCUUCUGCCAUCCAGCAACGGGGCAUUGUUCCCUUCUGCAAGGGGCUCGAUGUUAUCCAGCAGGCACAGUCUGGAACUGGCAAGACUGCUACCUUCUGUUCUGGAAUUCUGCAGCAGCUUGAUUACGGUGUGGUUCAAUGCCAGGCCUUGGUUUUGGCACCUACCAGAGAACUUGCACAACAGAUUGAGAAGGUUAUGCGCGCACUUGGUGACUACCUCGGUGUCAAGGUUCAUGCUUGUGUCGGAGGAACCAGUGUUCGUGAAGAUCAGAGGAUCCUUUCAGCUGGGGUUCAUGUUGUUGUUGGAACCCCUGGUCGUGUGUUUGAUAUGCUGCGAAGGCAGUCACUUCGUGCUGAAUAUAUCAAGAUGUUUGUUUUGGAUGAGGCUGAUGAGAUGCUUUCUCGUGGUUUCAAGGAUCAGAUUUACGACAUUUUCCAGUUGCUGCCAUCCAAGGUUCAAGUCGGAGUUUUCUCCGCUACAAUGCCCCCUGAAGCCCUUGAAAUCACCAGGAAGUUCAUGAACAAGCCAGUGAGGAUUUUGGUGAAGAGGGACGAGCUAACCCUCGAGGGUAUCAAGCAGUUCUAUGUGAAUGUCGACAAGGAAGAGUGGAAGUUGGAGACACUCUGCGAUCUCUACGAGACCCUGGCCAUCACCCAGAGCGUCAUCUUUGUCAACACCAGGCGGAAGGUCGACUGGCUGACUGACAAGAUGAGGAGCCGCGACCACACUGUCUCAGCCACCCAUGGAGACAUGGACCAGAACACCCGAGACAUCAUCAUGCGCGAGUUCCGCUCAGGCUCUUCCCGUGUCCUCAUCACCACUGACCUCCUGGCUCGUGGUAUUGAUGUGCAGCAAGUGUCCCUUGUCAUAAACUACGACCUCCCGACCCAGCCUGAGAACUACCUCCAUCGUAUUGGUAGAAGUGGAAGGUUCGGGAGAAAGGGUGUUGCCAUCAACUUCAUGACAAAUGAGGACGACAAGAUGCUCAAUGACAUCCAGAAGUUCUACAACGUCGUCAUCGAGGAACUCCCCGCCAACGUAGCAGAUCUUCUUUGAGUGCUGCCCUCUUUCUCUCUCUGGUUUAUUGUGCUUUUGAAGUUCUUAAAUUGUUAUAGCUAGUUUGCUUUUUGCUUCAUGUUCCUUUUCUACUAUUUAUUUUUGCAUAGAUAUAUGCAUUCAGCAUAUCGUUUGGGUGUACAUAUAUACUAUUGCAAUUUUGUCUGUAGGUAUUUCUGUAACGUAUUUAAACUCUUUGCUCCAAAUUUUGGUCACAUCUUAUUUUACUUUUUAUCAAUCAUUCAUUUUUGUCCUUGCAA